Rodentolepis nana is the source of this 579-nucleotide messenger RNA. NCBI's taxonomy places the organism in Eukaryota, Metazoa, Platyhelminthes, Cestoda, Cyclophyllidea, Hymenolepididae. The record is from the annotation of a GenBank genome assembly.
UGUGAUGAAUUUUAUCUUGAUAUGAUAGAAUAUUGUUCUAAGAGAAUCCUUACAGUUGCUCUAAUAACACUCGUUAUGCAAGUUUACAUUCUGAAUAUUAAAUUAUUUUUUCAUUUAUUACGAAUAGAUAUUUAUUUUCUAAUUUUCUUUAGUGUCUCUUCUAUCAUAUUUUAUAUCGAAGAGUCAGUUAACACAACCCUUCGUCCUCCACGUCCUUCAUUUGAUAUUGUCAUUCCAUGUUCAGAAAAACAGUCGUUCCAUUUCCUCACUUCAUGUCAGUGGUGCAACAACAUUGAUAAAACCAUUGACAAGACCUGCAAAGAGACUGGCUAUCAUGUAAAAAUAAUUUGCGAAAAUGCUGCAGGAGACAAGGCUGAGAAAUCCAACCCCCCAGCAUGGGUUGCUUGUGAUCCUGAAAGUUUUAGAGACCUGAAUUCCGAGCGCCGGAAUUUUGUACUUUUUGAAAUCCUCAUUGGAAUUUUUGGUGUAAUAUCCUACAUCUUCGUGCGACGGCAGCAUAAACGGUUAGAUCAACGUCUUGUUGACCGGGUUAAUCGACAGAUUUUGGCGUCGACGUGA